Messenger RNA from Lates calcarifer (barramundi perch), 695 nucleotides. Lineage: Eukaryota; Metazoa; Chordata; Actinopteri; Centropomidae. The record is from the annotation of a RefSeq genome assembly.
AUGGCACAUCCUUCACAGCUAGGUUUUCAAGAUGCAGCUUCACCAUUAAUAGAAGAACUCCUCCACUUCCAUGAUCACGCCCUAAUAAUCGUUUUCCUGAUUAGCGCUUUCGUCCUAUACAUUAUUGUAGCCAUAAUCACCUCUAAGCUAACGGACAAACUUAUUCUAGACUCCCAGGAAAUUGAAGUCAUCUGAACCGUCCUCCCGGCAAUAGGUUCAAGUCAAAUCGCCAUCCUGUCCCUACGAAUCCUUUAUCUUAUGGAUGAAAUUAAUGACCCACACCUUACCAUUAAAGCUAUGGGCCAUCAAUGAUACUGAAGCUACGAGUACACAGACUAUCAAGAUCUUGGCUUCGACUCCUACAUGGUCCCAACACAAGAUCUUACUCCCGGCCAGUUUCGGCUCCUAGAGGCAGAUCACCGAAUGGUAAUCCCCGUAGAAUCCCCAAUCCGAGUCCUCAUCUCCGCAGAAGACGUACUUCAUUCUUGAGCCGUACCAUCCCUGGGCGUAAAAGUAGAUGCAAUUCCUGGCCGGCUCAACCAAACAACCUUUAUUGUUAACCGACCAGGCAUCCUCUACGGACAAUGCUCUGAAAUCUGCGGGGCUAACCACAGCUUCAUACCCAUUGUGAUCGAAGCAGUUCCCCUGCCACACUUCGAAAACUGAACAUCGCUAAUAAUGGCAGAAUACACCUA